Messenger RNA from Anoplophora glabripennis (Asian longhorned beetle), 2189 nucleotides. Its product is annotated as zinc finger protein 347-like. The record is from RefSeq and is a predicted model, not a curated record. Gene Ontology annotation, molecular function: zinc ion binding. Lineage: Eukaryota; Metazoa; Arthropoda; Insecta; Coleoptera; Cerambycidae. The transcript is spliced from 4 exons. Bases 40 to 1974 code for a protein of 644 amino acids. Gene Ontology annotation, cellular component: nucleus.
UCAAGGCAUUAUAUUUACAUUUUAAAGAAAGUUAUUGCAAUGAGUGGUGUCCAAGGAACUUUGUGUAAGCUUUGUCUUAAAACUAUAACCGAUAAACGUUUUGAAAUAAUAGACAACGCUAUUAGAGACAUUCUACAUGUUCUGUUGCUGAAAUUGGAAUUUGAUAGCGAUAGCAAAAAGGUUAUAUGUAAUGUUUGCAGAACAAAGUUAAAUACGGCUUUAGAAUUUAAGACAAUGUGUCUGAAUACCGAUAGCACAGUUAUUCCAUAUGUGGAUAGCAAAACAGUGUUACAGCUAGACUUAAGAGAUGUGUACAUGCAGGAAAAGAAAAGCGAGUUAGUUUGCAGUCAGAAAAUAUGUCGAUUGUGUAUGCAGCCAGUAGAAAGUGAGUUUAAGUGCAUACGUGAAGAGGAACUUGAAGCUAUUGAGAAAUUGGCCCCUGAAAUGAUUAUAAACAUCGUCAAAGAUCCCAUUGUAUGUAAACCGUGCUUUAAUUCUCUGUGCACUCAUAACGGUUUCCUAAAAGAUUGCUUAGAGGGUGAAGAAAAAAUUAAAAGUAGUUUUGAUAGUGCAGCCACAGAAAGUCAAAUAGAUACGACUCCACGCGAUUUAUUUGCUAAGACCGAAAACCUGGUCAAAGAAUUCGAUAUUAAUGAGAUGGAAAUGUCAAUCAAAACUGAAUGUGUUGACAUAAAAUCGGAGGAUGAGGAAAGGAGGGAUUUACCACUGCAGACCUCCAAUAUUGAACCAUUCGAGGAGAGUGACUGUAAAGAUGCAAAAUGUCAAGUGAAACACAAAGCAGAAUUCUACAAGUGCAAGUUUUGUGAUUUUGAAACAAAGCAGAGGACCAUCUUUAAUAGUCAUUGUAUAAAACACAUAGACACAGACAAAUGUGAAGAGGUUGAUUAUAAAACCAUGUACAAAGCAGUGAUGCAUGAGGAUGCUACGCAGUUGCCGAUUUAUAAAUUCAAAGUUUUCGACUACAAAUCAAAGAAAAAUAUACUUCUUAUCUGUCGCCAGUUAACACAUAAGGAUCCCUCACAGGUUAAAAUGUACAGGUGUAACGACUGUGAUUAUGAAACUAAGUACAAGUGUGCCUUCAAACUGCACCGACUUAAGCAUAAAGAUCCUUUGCAAGUUCACAUGUAUAAGUGUAACGACUGCAAUUUCGAAACUAUGUACAAGCAAAAUGUCACACAGCACCAAUUGAUACAUAAAGAUCAUUUGCAGGUCAAAAUGUACAAGUGUAACGAUUGCGAUUUUGAAACUAAGUACAAGCAAAGUAUCACCCAGCACCAAUUGAUACAUAAAGAUCAUUUGCAGGUCAAAAUGUACAAGUGUAACGAUUGCGAUUUUGAAACUAAGUACAAGCAAAGUAUCACCCAGCACCAAUUGAUACAUAAAGAUCAUUUGCAGGUCAAAAUGUACAAGUGUAACGAUUGCGAUUUUGAAACUAAACACAAGUAUAAUAUGAAAGGACAUCAACUGAAACAUAAAGAUACUUCUCAGGUACAAAUGUACAAGUGUAACAACUGCAAUUUCGAAAGUAAAUACAAGAAAGCUACCAUAAGGCACCAACUGAAACAUAAAGAUCUUUUGCAAGUUCAAAAGUACAGGUGUAACGAUUGUAAUUAUGGAACCAAAUACAAGAGUAAUAUCGAAUCGCACCAACUGACACAUAAAGAUCCUUCCCAAGCUAAAAUAUACAGGUGUAACGACUGCGUUUACGAAACUAUAAACAGGAGUUAUAUCAGGAAGCACCAACUGAAACACAGAGAUCCUUCACAGAUUAAAAUGUACAGGUGUAACGAAUGUGAUUACAAAAGUAUAUACAAACUUUGUCUGACACAGCAUCAACUGAAACAUAAAGAUCCUUCACAGAUUAAAAUGUACAGGUGCAACGAAUGCGAUUACGAAAGUAAAUACAAAAACAAUAUCAGUCGUCACAUGCUGAAGCAUAGAAAACGUUCUUAAAUGCAACCGUACCGGUGUUAGAUUCACUCUGCAUUCUACUUAUAUUUGAUAAUUUUCAUUUAAUUCUUAUUAGUUUGUGUAGAUAUAGGGUCACUGUUGCAAGAGAUGACAAGGAACAGUGUUGUUAACAUUGCUGCCUUGUCUAAGUGACGUUUUUCUCUACUCUAUUUGUUAGUGUCCUAGGAAUAAGUUUUAAACUCUAUUAUGCAACAUUA